AAAUUCGAAUGUAAUGAUUCAUUUGGGAAAACAACUAUCGUCACAAAAAAAACACAACUCAUCCAAUUGCAAGAAUUGAUCCUAGAAUAUACUGAAGAAUCGUGCGUUGAGUCAUUAUUUCAUCUCUCGUGCUAAACCUCGCCGUGAACAAAACCAAACAAAACGACACGGAUUUGAAUUCCAUUCCAUAUAUUGGACAAGCUGCAGUAGGGACGGGAUAGCCUCCUGCCCAGCUGGUGCCGGCGGUGACCUAGCUACAUGGCAAUUAACAUCAUCCAGAAAACCAAGCCCGCUAAUUAAGCUGCACAGUUUUUCAUUUGGGACUUUAAACGUGUUGUUCCGACAGUGUAGGCAACCUACUGGAUAGCAGGAACCAGCCGAGACACGGCUCCUCUUCAUCCCUCCUUUAACUGCCCCAGUCCGCUGUGUUAUUUGUGCAUGGAUUGAUUCACUUGAGGCUCAGUCGGAAUCUGCAAUGAUUUGCUCAGACUAGAGAAAGACGCGAGCCGACCGUGUUGAAGCCUAAAAGGAUGUACAGAUAGGACGGAGUUUGUUUGUGUGGAACCCGGACCCGCAUGCUGCUGUUCAGCCGUAGUCUUUUAGCCAGAUCAGACUAGGCCAACAGUAUCUCCUUUAUUAUUGAGUUACCUGCACAGUCGGGUAUUGAGUUUAGUUACCUGCACCGCUGGGCCAAAUGGAAACAUGAGUGAAACACAGUGAGGUGACGUCUCCGUCUUGGGGCCGUGGCAGCCCGGGCACAGACCAAGAUCUGUGUUGUGAAUGUGACAUCCAGCUUCAGCGGAGUAAUUAUUACCUCCGCCUCCUACGUUCAAAGGGGAAUAAAAAAUUGUUGUGUCCGCAGCCUCACCUUAUUGGUCGCUGUAGCUGUCUGUCAUAAUCUAGGUCUGUCCCAGCAGUGACGUUAGACGAGGCUACCACGAACACAAAGACAACAACAGAGACGGACGGAGGAAAAGGAAAGCUUUAGUGAUCGCUGCUGCUGGAUACCUGACAACAUCACUCCUUGACCAUUACACAAGCACACUAGAAAGAGGACAACCGUUUCAUGAUAUGAAAAACAUUACCAUCAAGCACACAAGUCAAUAUAUGUCAAGAUUCGCUCUGAGCAGAUUCGUUUCAGGUGGUGUAGUUUCCUCGUGGUUGCUGUGUGGAGCCUGCCGCCACACACCCACUCCUCAACAACGACGGCUUUUGCUUGCAUCUUCCAGUGCUUCUUCUGUCAGCAAGUUCAGCAGAGCUGCUGCUCGUCCGCCGCUAGCCCGGACGCCGCAGCCCCCGGCACAUCAGCCAAUCACAGCCCAGAGCCCCGCCCAUGUGACAUGGUGAAGAUGACCAAGUCGAAGACGUUUCAGGCCUACCUGCCCUCGUGUCAUCGCACCUACAGCUGUAUACACUGUCGGGCACACCUGGCUAACCACGACGAACUCAUCUCUAAGUCAUUCCAAGGAAGCCAGGGGAGAGCCUACCUCUUUAACUCUGUUGUGAACGUGGGCUGUGGGCCGGCCGAGGAGCGGGUUCUCCUAACAGGUUUACAUGCCGUCGCUGACAUCUACUGUGAAAACUGUAAAACCACUCUGGGAUGGAAAUACGAACAUGCAUUUGAGAGCAGUCAGAAGUACAAGGAGGGGAAGUUCAUCAUCGAGCUGGCUCACAUGAUUAAAGACAACGGCUGGGAGUGACAUCACUUCCUGUCUCCGGCCCUUUAAUGACCUCUGACCUAUCAGAGCUCUGGAUCUAUCAGACUUCACAGAGCGACAACCAAUCACCAUCAACCACCCACCGUGCCGCCCACUCCGAAACACACACAAAAACACACCCACACACACACAGUCCCUGCUGGUUGUGAAACUGAACAUGAUGCUGUUGAACUGGAGAGAUGACAAGCCUAUUGGGGGAUGGACCUUCUGUGAAGACCAUGUGAUCUCACCAGCCAAUGACAGACAGCUGGACUUGAAUUGGCUCCUCCUUCAUCAACCAGGCCCCACCCACCUCACUGGCAUUGGCACUUAGUUACACGGCUGCCAUGGCAAUGUGAGAGAGAGGAUAACAUGAUAACGUUCUACUACCCUCUUCCUCCUCUGACCCGGGAGGAAGAGGAGGUGUUGCAGGAGGAAAGGGGAUAGGGUGGCACA
Oncorhynchus keta (chum salmon) is the source of this 2153-nucleotide messenger RNA. It is a transcript of the gene ypel1, whose product is annotated as yippee-like 1. The transcript is spliced from 6 exons. NCBI's taxonomy places the organism in Eukaryota, Metazoa, Chordata, Actinopteri, Salmoniformes, Salmonidae. The coding region runs from base 1341 to 1700 and encodes 119 amino acids. The record is from RefSeq and is a predicted model, not a curated record.